AUGGCGGGCUUACACGUGAAGCUGUCUGCCCUAGCUGCAACAUGGGCCUUAUUGAGUGGCGUGUCUCUGUAUGCUGCUUUCUGUGUCUCCUCUCCGAUAUGGAUGCGUGUAAUAUCAGGUCUCAUUGGUUUGGUUUUCCUCAUCUUGGCACUGGUCUACGUCUGGAUUUUCAUUAAACGUCCUUGUCCUAACCAGAGUCUCUUUGAAGUCACCGUCCAUUUUCUGAUAUCUCUCGUGCUUGGACUCAAGGGGAAGUCGAGCCAUUCAGAAAUCCUCAAGACCUGCAAGAACCCGAUGAUGCACCAAAGACGUCUAUGGCGCGAGAUACUUGACCUGAACGGACGUACCGCAUACGCAGACGACCACGGCCUACGAGGAAUGCCAACUCUUGGAGAUCUUCGGAAGCAACAUCCCUUGUCGGGUUACGAACGGUUCCGACCGUACGUCGAACGCAUGUUGGAAGGUGAAGAGAAUGUCCUUGUAGACGGAAUACCAGACUCGUACAUCCGAACCACAGGUACGACGGGAAAGUCCAAAUACAUUCCGCAAAAGAAUAAGACAAAGAUGUUCCUGAAAGUUGGUUCAGUUAUGGGCCAUAUUACUAAUUGCCAUUAUCCUACCAGCCCGCUGGCAAAGACUCUUUACUUGUAUGUCGCACCUAAAGUACUCACGACAAAAAGUGGAAGCAGAAUUGAAACGGCUGCGACAAUGUCGGAUGGUCACGAUUGGUUUUUUGCUCAAUUCUCUGUGCCUGCCUGCGGAUUCAGGAUUGGGGCGAUGCACGAAGCGUUCUAUGUCCAACUCCUCUUUGCGCUUAAAGACCCCGACCUGGGCCAUAUCAUCAUCGGUUUUCUCCACUUCCUGGAGAGCGGUAUGAAGCUUCUGGAGAAAGAAUGGAAGAACCUCACCAGAGACAUCGAGCGGGGAACCAUCAAAGCCGAUCUUAACCUUCUGCCCGCCAUCAGGGAGAGUUUGACCAAGGAACUCCAGACGUAUGGCCCUGACCCCGCCAGAGCUGCCCAAUUACGUGGAGAGUUUGAAAAGGGUUUCGAAGGUAUAAUCGAAAGGAUCUGGCCAAAGGUUCCUGUCCUUGUAGGAAUCGACUCCACUGGAAGCUGGCCAAGGCUCUCCAAAACCUACGCCAAAGGUUUACCCCUGUUAUGUUCGUUCUAUGGUUGCUCUGAAUCAAUGAUUGGCGUCUACCCGGGUCCGAAGUUCAUUGACAAGAAAGGCUAUCUACCUCUGGUUAAAUGGUCUGUCUUUGAAUUCAUCAAGGAGGAAGAAAUGUCGUCCUCUCAACCACGAACGUUCUUUUUGAACGAGUUAGAUCAAGGGCAGAACUAUGAGGUAGUCAUCACCCAACCGUUUGGUCUCUAUCGCUAUCGUAUGGGAGAUGUCAUCCAAGUCAUAGGCUUUCAUGAAAACAUGCCCGUCAUUGACUUCUUAUACAGGACUGGUCAGAUGCUGAAUAUCCGAUAUGAGAAAUUAGACCAACGGGUUGUGUCAGACAGCAUACGGUCAGCCACGGCCAAGUGGACCGGCAUGACCCUGAUAGAGUUUGCAGUAGCCGAGAGCACCUUACUCAACGAGAAAUGCUCUAUAUAUGAACCGAACGAGCUGAUGCCGUACUACAUCUUCUUCCUUGAGAUGAAUGACCCUUCACAACCUCUCUCGGAUGAAUACAGAUCUAUGAUCGACGCAGAGCUGCGGAAUCGAAAUAGCGAUGUCGAACGCCUGCGAGGAGAGGGCGCUAUUUCGCACCCUCGCGUUCACGUUGUUCGUCCAGGGGCGUUUGCAGCGCUGGAACGGUAUCUCCUCGCUAACACGGGGGCGUCCGCUAACCAGUAUAAAGUGCCCCGAAAGCUUCGCACAAUCGCUAUGCUCGAAGUGAUGCUAGAGAACCUGGUUUCGUAAGGAGAGACACUUUUUGUGUGCUCACUUU
Messenger RNA from Strongylocentrotus purpuratus (purple sea urchin), 1942 nucleotides. Its product is annotated as indole-3-acetic acid-amido synthetase GH3.3. Bases 1 to 1914 code for a protein of 637 amino acids. Gene Ontology annotation, molecular function: acid-amino acid ligase activity. Gene Ontology annotation, cellular component: cytoplasm. The transcript has 7 exons. The record is from RefSeq and is a predicted model, not a curated record. NCBI's taxonomy places the organism in Eukaryota, Metazoa, Echinodermata, Echinoidea, Camarodonta, Strongylocentrotidae.